This is a messenger RNA of Eurypyga helias (sunbittern), 1354 nucleotides long. RefSeq names its product sema domain, immunoglobulin domain (Ig), short basic domain, secreted, (semaphorin) 3C (gene SEMA3C). Gene Ontology annotation, molecular function: semaphorin receptor binding; chemorepellent activity. The transcript is spliced from 11 exons. Lineage: Eukaryota; Metazoa; Chordata; Aves; Eurypygiformes; Eurypygidae. The annotation marks the transcript as partial. Gene Ontology annotation, biological process: semaphorin-plexin signaling pathway; axon guidance; negative regulation of axon extension involved in axon guidance. The record is from RefSeq and is a predicted model, not a curated record.
AUGGCAUUUCUUGUACUGCACGUGUUGAUUGGGAUAUUUAUUUACUUUAGCAGUGUAAAAGGAUCUUCCCUGCCUCAAGCAAGGGUGUUUUUAACAUUCAAUGAGCUGCAAGAAACUAAGACCUCUGAAUAUCACAGAAUAUCCCACAGUCCCCUGGAUUACAGGAUAUUAUUAAUGGAUGAAGAUCAGGAUCGGAUCUACGUGGGCAGCAAAGAUCAUAUUCUGUCUUUGAAUAUUAAUAAUAUAAGCCAGGACCCUCUGAGUAUUCUCUGGCCAGCAUCAGCAAACAAGGUUGAAGAGUGCAAAAUGGCUGGCAAAGAUCCUACACAUGGCUGUGGAAAUUUUGUGCGUGUGAUACAGUCGUACAAUCGCACACACCUCUAUGUCUGUGGCAGUGGCGCCUUCAGCCCCGUGUGUGUGUAUGUUAACAGAGGGCGCAGGUCCGAGGAACAAAUCUUCAAGAUCGACUCCAAGUGUGAAUCAGGAAAGGGACGCUGUUCUUUCAACCCUAAUGUGAACACAGUGUCUGUUAUGAUCAAUGAAGAGCUUUUUUCAGGAAUGUACAUUGAUUUCAUGGGGACGGAUGCGGCCAUUUUUCGGAGUCUGACCAGGAGGAAUGCAGUGCGAACCGACCAGCACAACUCCAAGUGGCUGAGUGAGCCUAUUUUUGUGGAUGCUCAUGUUAUCCCAGAUGGCACUGACCCCAAUGAUGCCAAAAUCUACUUCUUCUUCAAAGAGAGACUCACAGACAACAGUGGCAGCACAAAGCAAAUUCAUUCAAUGAUUGCAAGAAUAUGCCCAAAUGACACAGGCGGCCAGCGUAGUCUCGUGAACAAAUGGACAACAUUCUUGAAAGCAAGACUCGUAUGCUCAGUAAUGGAUGAAGAUGGAACAGAAACGUACUUUGAUGAAUUAGAGGAUGUGUUUCUUUUAGAGACAGAUAACCCCCGAACAACGCUUGUGUACGGAAUUUUUACAACAUCAAGCUCCAUAUUUAAAGGCUCAGCUGUGUGUGUGUAUCAUCUAUCGGACAUCCAGACCGUGUUCAAUGGGCCAUUUGCACACAAGGAGGGCCCAAACCACCAGCUGAUUCCAUAUCAGGGCAGAAUUCCCUACCCACGACCUGGCACCUGUCCAGGUGGAGCCUUCACACCUAAUAUGCGGACAACCAAAGAGUUUCCAGAUGAUGUUGUGACCUUCAUCAGGAAUCACCCUUUGAUGUUUAAUCCUAUUUAUCCAAUACACAAGAGGCCAUUAAUCAUCCGGAUAGGAGCCGACUACAAGUAUACAAAGAUUGCUGUGGAUCGAGUGAAUGCUGCUGAUGGAAGAUAUCACGUCUUGUUUCUUGGAACAG